AUGGCCGGAUCCAGGCAACAACGUUUAAAUUAUUCUUUAUACUAUUUUCGCAGUCUCCUUUUGGAUAAUAACCCUUGUGGAAUGUGUAGCUAUCAACAAAGUUGUGGUUUUGGUGGAGAGAAAAAAUGUCAUUCAAGCCCUUUUCACGUUCAAGGAGGAAGACCAGUAAUUCCAUUUUAUGUGUCAGAACGUAUUUGUGGACAGAAAAGCCUAAAAGGGUAUGAUCAACAUGAAAGUUGUCGUCUUGAUUAUAAUAAAUUAAUUGGUUUUGGUGAUGAAGAAUGCAGGCUUUGGCCAACCAAUAAGGUAGACUUAACAUCUGUAGAACCAGGCUUUCGUGAGCAAAUACAAAACCUUCAAUGGUACAACUGUUUGGCAACAACAGAGACAAACGGAACAGAAAAUGAAUUAAUAAAUGUUUGCCGUUGCUGUUGUUUUCCUUUCCGUCCAAAUCCACAGACAUUUUUAUGUGAACACGUUCCUGGGGCUCCAGUUGCUCCAGAACAAGAGAAAGAGGAAGAAUAUUACUAUUCUGCAACUGAUUUUCAUUAA
Messenger RNA from Meloidogyne enterolobii, 552 nucleotides. The record is from the annotation of a GenBank genome assembly. NCBI's taxonomy places the organism in Eukaryota, Metazoa, Nematoda, Chromadorea, Rhabditida, Meloidogynidae.